This is a messenger RNA of Podospora bellae-mahoneyi, 465 nucleotides long. RefSeq lists its product as uncharacterized. The coding region runs from base 1 to 465 and encodes 154 amino acids. The record is from RefSeq and is a predicted model, not a curated record. The transcript has a single exon. Lineage: Eukaryota; Fungi; Ascomycota; Sordariomycetes; Sordariales; Podosporaceae.
AUGUCUUCAACCACAAUGAACUGCCCCGUCGUUGGAACCACCAACACCACUCUGCCCCCUUCGCACCCAGACAUCGAUCUGAACAAGCCAGGCCAGACCUGCCCUGUCGUCGGUGCUACAACGGACCACCACCACAACCUUCACAAGCACCCUCAAGUUCCCCACCCCGGACUCUCCGCCGAGCACAACCACGACGAUGCGAAUGCCUGCCCCGUCUUGACAGGCAAGCUCGUCAACGAGCCCAAGAGCCAGCAAAUGGACGAUCAGGUCUGCCCUGUCGUAGGAACUGCCACCACGGUUCUCCCUCCCGAUCACCCUUCCACUGAGGGCAAGGCAGGCGAUGCUAUCUGCCCGGUUACCAAGGCGAGAGUUGACCACCACAAGGGGAAGCUGCAUGGGCACCCUGACGUGAGCCAUGCUAGUGUUGGGGCUGUUUGCCCUGUUGCUGGAGUCAGGGCCUCCUAA